AUUGUGAAGUGUAGGCAGCUUGUGGGGUGGGUGGCCAUGGAACCGUGUGACAGAGAUUCUCUGACACAGGUUCGUAUCAGAGAAGAGAGGCUGCAAGCAGUUGGGGUAUUUCGAGGAGCAAGUAUGUCUGUCCUGUACCCAUCUCUGGAGGACCUGAAGGUGGGCCAAGUCAUCCAGGCCCAAGCCAGAGCCUCACCCAGGAUGCCCACUCCGUUGACCUCCAUGGCUUCUGCACCCCCACUUUCAGAGUUGUACCCAAAUUUGGCAGAACUGGAGAGUUACAUGGGGCUGUCCCUCUCUAGCCAAGAAGUCCAGAAGAGCCUGCCUCAGAUUCCAGAUGGUGGCAAUAUGAUGGUCACUAGCCCUGGGCCUGGCCAGGUAGUAGCACCAGUCUCUGGGAACAACCUGGGUGUGCUGCGUGCAGAGAUCAAGCCCGGAGUGCGUGAGAUUCAUCUGUGCAAGGACGAGCGUGGCAAGACUGGACUGCGUCUGCAGACUGUUGACAAGGGGCUCUUUGUGCAGCUGGUUCAGGCCAAUACCCCUGCGUCCCUCGUGGGGCUGCGCUUUGGGGACCAGAUCCUGCAGAUCGAUGGGUGUGACUGUGCUGGGUGGAGCACACACAAAGCCCACAAAGUGCUGAAGAAGGCAUCGGCCGAGAAGAUCGUCAUGAUUGUUCGGGACAGGCCAUUCCAGAGGACUGUCACUAUGCACAAGGACAGCUCAGGCCAAGUUGGCUUUUUCAUCAAGAAGGGGAAGAUUGUAUCUGUGGUAAAGGGAAGCUCCGCCGCCCGGAAUGGACUUCUCACCAACCACUAUGUGUGUGAGGUGAACGGACAGAACGUCAUUGGGCUGAAGGACAAAAAGAUUACAGAGAUCCUGACCACAGCUGGAAACGUCAUCACAUUGACCCUCAUUCCUACUGUGAUCUAUGAGCAUAUGGUCAAAAAGUUGUCCCCGUUGCUGCUGCAGCACACCAUGGACCACUCCAUUCCAGACAUCUGAAGUCACAGGGCAGCCCAGGCCUCCCGCCAUUCUGCAGUGAAGAUGGCGAUCCUCAGACAACAGUUACAGAUGGCUUGCUACUUGGGUCUGGGCAUUGCAUGGGCAUGUCUCAGGUGGAUACAUGCUGGAUGAGUCUGCCAUUGCUGUUUCCAGGCCUCCUUGGAUCCUGACUCCUAGCUAUGCUGAGGCACAAGUGUGACGCAGGCACUUGGUUCUCUGUGCCCCAGAUGCUGGGCACUUAGGCAGAACAGCAGAAUGUCACCGAGUGCUGCUGGGUCCCUUUGUAGACUUUUGCCUCUUCUAGAAGUCAGCCACUUGACAGAGGAGUUCCCUGUGUGUUGCCUUCAUUGAUCUUUAUCACAGAUGUGUAUAGAUCACUUGUGUAACCCUUGACUGUCUGUAGGUUAGUUGUGACCUUUGACUGUCUUUUAAACACAGUAACUUCCAUUAAAGUUCC
This is a messenger RNA of Myodes glareolus (Bank vole), 1459 nucleotides long. NCBI's taxonomy places the organism in Eukaryota, Metazoa, Chordata, Mammalia, Rodentia, Cricetidae. The record is from RefSeq and is a predicted model, not a curated record.